Ricinus communis (castor bean) is the source of this 1846-nucleotide messenger RNA. RefSeq names its product magnesium transporter MRS2-4. Gene Ontology annotation, molecular function: magnesium ion transmembrane transporter activity. The record is from RefSeq and is a predicted model, not a curated record. Gene Ontology annotation, cellular component: membrane. Bases 220 to 1581 code for a protein of 453 amino acids. Gene Ontology annotation, biological process: transmembrane transport; magnesium ion transport. Lineage: Eukaryota; Viridiplantae; Streptophyta; Magnoliopsida; Malpighiales; Euphorbiaceae. The transcript is spliced from 4 exons.
AAAAAGAGAGAAUCUCACACAAAGGAAGUGAAACAUUUAAUGGCAGAAAUUGAAGCACAAGAAGAAGAAGAAGACGACUCCGACUCCUCUUACACCACCACCACCACCACCACCACCACCGUCCUUCUCCAUGGCCCACUAAUCUUCAGACCCUAAAUCCAAAUCAAGGUUUCGAAAACAAGUGCAAAAAAGAAAGAAAGAAAGAAAGAGUUAAGAAAAAUGGGGAGGGGAUCGUUUUUCUUUUCAAAGAGCACGAGACGCCGAUUAAAGAAGAAAUCGGGCCCACCAUCUCCACCGACACCGGCUCCUCCUCCUCCUCCACCGUUCGGAGCAGCAUCGCCACCUCAGCAGCAAUUAGUUGAGGCUAAUAAUAUUAAUAGUAGCAAUUUAAUAGUGGGGAAGGUAGUGAAGAAGAAGGCAGGGGGGGCGAGAUUGUGGAUGAGGUUUGAUAGAUUAGGGAAUUCGGAAUUGAUGGAAUGUGAUAAAAGUGUAAUUAUAAAGCGCGUGUCUAUCCCUGCUAGGGAUUUGAGGAUUCUUGGUCCUCUUUUCUCUCACUCCUCUAAUAUUCUUGCCAGGGAGAAAGCCAUGGUUGUCAAUCUCGAGUUUAUAAGGGCCAUAGUUACAGCUGAAGAAGUCCUGAUUUUGGAUCCUCUACGCCAAGAGGUCCUUCCAUUUGUGGAUCAGCUCAGGCAACAAAUACCUUUUAAAAGGCCAUAUAAUGUACAGGGAGCAGGCCAUGCAGAAUCUCAAGAUAAUGAAAUGCGCAUUGCAACUGGUGGGCAGUGGCUGCCUGUUCCAGAAGCUCAAGAAGGUUUGCAAUCUGAGCUUCCAUUUGAGUUUCAGGUUCUGGAGAUUGCAUUAGAGGUUGUCUGCACCUAUUUGGACUCCAAUGUGGCAGAUUUAGAGAGAGAUGCUUAUCCUGUUUUAGAUGAACUGGCCAGGAAUGUUAGCACCAAGAAUCUUGAACAUGUGCGAAGUCUGAAAAGCAAUCUCACACGUCUGCUUGCACGUGUGCAAAAGGUGAGAGAUGAAAUUGAACAUUUAUUAGAUGAUAAUGAAGAUAUGGCAGACUUAUAUUUGACGAGAAAGUGGAUCCAGAAUCAGCAAUCUGAGGCUUUAUUGGGAGCUGCAGCUUCGAAUAGCAUCAUCACUGCUACCCCUCAUCUCCCUCGCCUUAAUUCUAGUCGCAGUGCAAGUCUGGUUACUGGCAGCAUUUUGGAUGAAAAUGAUGUGGAGGACUUGGAAAUGCUGCUCGAAGCUUAUUUUAUGCAGUUGGAUGGAACGCGCAACAAGAUCUUGUCUGUUCGUGAGUAUAUUGAUGACACCGAAGACUAUGUCAACAUCCAACUCGACAACCAGCGAAAUGAACUCAUUCAACUUCAGCUGACAUUAACCAUUGCAUCAUUUGCUAUUGCAAUGGAUACUUUGCUGGCAUCUUUCUUUGGCAUGAAUAUUCCUUGCCGAUUAUACGAGAUGGACGGGGUAUUUGGCUACUUUGUUGGAAGUACCUCAGCAGCAUGUUUCUUGCUUUUCAUGCUUGUUCUAGGGUAUGCUAGAUGGAAGAAGCUGCUUGGUUCAUAAGUCUAGCACAUUUCUUACAGUAGCAUGCACAGGAGUUUGGGUCUCAAUACAGUUAUUGGCAUGUUAGUCCCAGUAAAUGAGAAGUUUAUACUUAGGAGAUGGUGCAUUUAAUUAACUUUUGAUUUCUGUACAUGAAUUAUACUGGAUGUUAUAUUUGUGGAAAAUGAAAACCUGUAAAUUUUCCCUUUUCUUUUAGAUGAUGCCAUAUAUUAAAUGUUGUAAUUUAUAAAAUACCAGGUUAUAUUAAAAAUUUGUUAGAAGUAUA